Cryptomeria japonica (Japanese cedar) is the source of this 1206-nucleotide messenger RNA. RefSeq names its product indole-3-acetate O-methyltransferase 1-like. The record is from RefSeq and is a predicted model, not a curated record. NCBI's taxonomy places the organism in Eukaryota, Viridiplantae, Streptophyta, Pinopsida, Cupressales, Cupressaceae. Bases 1 to 1206 code for a protein of 401 amino acids. Gene Ontology annotation, molecular function: S-adenosylmethionine-dependent methyltransferase activity. Gene Ontology annotation, biological process: methylation. The transcript has 5 exons.
AUGGAGACGAUCCAUUAUCAGUCUCAGUCUCAAUUGGUGAUGGAGAAUGUACUGGGCAUGAAAGGUGGUCAUGGAGAUUCCAGUUAUGCUCUUAAUUCUUUAUCAGUUCAGAUAAAGAUGGUCCGGGCUGUGAUACCAUAUCUGGAGCGCGCGAUUUAUGAAAAGAUGAGAGUGAAGUUGAAUGGAGACGGCCUAUUUAGGAUAGCAGAUUUCGGGUGUGCUACAGGAGGGAAUACUCUUCUGGUAGCAGACACCAUCGUCAGAGCUGUAAAACGCUCACUUGGAGAAGAGGAAGAGCCAGAAUUUGAAGUUUAUUUUGCUGAUCUUCGCUCCAAUGAUUUCAAUUCACUGCUUCGAAUGAUGCUUCCAACCCAAUUACAAUCCUGUGCCGAUGCAGAUAACGACGGUGAUACCAACCCAGUGGCUGCAGGAUCUUACUUUGCAGCGGCUGUUUGUGGGUCACAUUUCAGACGUUUGUUCCCACGAAAAAGCCUGCAUUUCUGUCAUUCUUCUCUCUGUCUCCAUUGGCUUUCAAAGGUGCCAGAGGCUGUUCGAGAAAGAAGAUCUCCUCGUGUGUACGUUUCAAGUGAUUGUGAGGAGGCAGUGGGAGGUGCUUAUCUACACCAGUUUAACACAGACUUCACAAGGUUUUUAAAUGCCCGGGCAGAAGAGACAGUUUAUGGGGGAUGCGUGUUUAUAUCUCUGGUGGGUCGUAAUGGAGGCACCCAUAUAAUGGAGGAGCAAGGAACUCUAGGAGAUAUCUCUCGUCAUUUUGAAUAUGCAUUCCAGGAGCUGGUGAAUGAGGGUUUUAUAGAGAAAGAGAAGUGGGAAUCCUUCAAUCUGCCCUGGUUCGGUCCAAAUCCGGAAGAGGUGGAGAGCAUAGUUAAGAGGCAAGGGGCGUUCACGAUGGAGCAUGUAAGGGUGUUGGGGGAAUUUCCUUUGCAUCCCAUGACAGAGGUGAGGAGAGGGGAGAAGGAGGUAUUCGGGAGUAGUGUAGGAAACCAUUACAGAGCACUCUUAGAGAAUAUUGUGAAAGCUCAUUUGGGAUGUGAGAGUUUGACAGACGAAUUCUUUUUUAGAAUUGGUAAAAGAGCAGCUGCUAAGUUUGAGGAGUAUCUUUCCAAUCAUAUAGAAUUAGUUGUUGUCAUGCUGGUAUUCUUGAAGAAGAUAACUGGACUUAUGAGAUUCGCAUUUCACGAAUUCUAA